Messenger RNA from Theileria equi strain WA, 1485 nucleotides. Its product is annotated as RNA recognition motif domain-containing protein. Gene Ontology annotation, molecular function: RNA binding. Lineage: Eukaryota; Apicomplexa; Aconoidasida; Piroplasmida; Theileriidae. The record is from RefSeq and is a predicted model, not a curated record. Gene Ontology annotation, biological process: mRNA splicing, via spliceosome. Bases 1156 to 1473 code for a protein of 105 amino acids. The transcript has 3 exons. Gene Ontology annotation, cellular component: ASAP complex; cytoplasm; nucleoplasm.
GAACCGUUUAUAGUAGAAUAUCUCUGAUUAUUAUGGUUAAAUAUUUACUAUUUAAUGAUACUUUUUGUAACAUAACUCAUUUUAAACAAUCUUACUUGUUAAUUAGAGAGGAUUCCCAUGGGUUUUUAGUGCAUAUAGGAAUGAUAAUUACUGCUACAAUUACUUUGUAUCCAAGGAGUAUAUAAUAAUUUAAUAAUUUAGUUGCUAAAGUCUAUGACAACUAUCUGGAGCACUUGACAACAGCAAUAAAGCUCGCUGUUUACAUGCAGGAUAGGGCACUCAACAUUGUAUUUAACUGCACAUCUCAUCAUAUAAGAUUAUUCUGAGGAAGAGAACUGGAAAACACGGACGAAAAUGUAUGAGGGUUCCUGGGAAAUUACAAUCAAGAAACAUUCACCCGAGGAGAUAGGAAUCACAAAUUGACGUGUCAUAUGAUCUAUGAAUUAUAUUAUGAGGAAAACUCUAGCGUGCUACGAAAGAAUGCUGAUAGGUUAGGACCCCUCGAACAUACAUAGAGGUAACGGUGAAUCAAAAAAUGGAGUAAAAUUAGUUAAAUGUAUGCAUAUAUGACAUAUAACUAGUCAUUACAGUAAGAAUAUAAACAAAUUAAGGGCCUCAUGGAAGAUUGGGUAUCAAUACAAAAGAUGUAAAUAUACACCAAAUGGUGUUAUUUCCCAUGACGGUCUUCGCAGUCAUGGUUUCGAAAUAUUAACAGUGCAGUGACAUUUAACCUGAAUCUGACAGGCUACUCUCAUUUGAUUCGUCUAUUUUCAUAGACCCAUUCUAUAGUGGAAUAACAAAAAUAUCUAUUAGAAUAUUUAAGAUUUUCACAGGUAUGAUGGCUAUCCUAAAUAGAUUAGCUGCCGGUACACAUAUUAGCUAAACAAUUCCGAGUUGAUAAAAAUGAUUUAGUUUCGAAGAUGUACACAUUUCACGAAACUAGAGCAAUUAUUUAUUAAAUAUUACUAAUUUGGCUAUAACAAUAACUCUGUAAAAAUCUAACGACUGUGAACAACAUUUUGUGCAAAACUCUGGUAAAUAUGGCUAUGGUACCAAUAUAUUUCGUUACCUCUAUUAUGGUGCGUCCAUUGCAUUUUAAGGUAAAUGAUCAUAGUUAUCCCGCCUAUAUAAAUUUAUGUUCCUUUAAUCUAUCCCAUGGAAGAAGCAGGAGCUCUUCUAAAUAAUACCGUUAAUGUUUCACCUCUAACCUCCAACAUGACCUCUGAACACAUAUUGGAGAUUUUUGGUAAUUUUGGCAAGAUACGGAAUUUAAAAAUAGAAGAUUAUCAAAUGGAAGAGGGCCAAAGCCGUCGUGCACUAGUAUCGUUUGAAAGUUCAGACAGCGCCAACGAGGCGAUAUCGCAUCUAGACAAGGGAGAAAUAGACGGGGUUGUUGUGAAAGUAUCGCUGGAUCCACCAAGCACGACGUCUAACGAACCAGAUUCUACGGAUCCACUGGACGACAUAAAAUAGGAUAAACAUAAU